Molecule: messenger RNA, 3912 nt
Organism: Crotalus tigris (Tiger rattlesnake)
Lineage: Eukaryota; Metazoa; Chordata; Lepidosauria; Squamata; Viperidae
Gene: HCN1
Product: hyperpolarization activated cyclic nucleotide gated potassium channel 1
Exons: 8
Coding region: 1-2598 (865 amino acids)
Biological process (GO): transmembrane transport; potassium ion transport
Cellular component (GO): membrane
Molecular function (GO): voltage-gated potassium channel activity
Source: RefSeq, a predicted model, not a curated record
AUGGAGGGCAACAAGCCGGGUGCCUCGCCCGGCAGCCGGGACGAGAGCAGUCCCAGCACCAAUGCCUGCUCCCAGGCAAAGACGGGUGCGGAGAAGGUGCUGAGCAGCCCGAGCGCCGGUGGGAGCCUUAAGGAGCAUGGCAAUUCGGUGUGUUUCAAAGUGGAGGGCAACGGCGGCGCUGAGGAACCGAUGGGGGACUUCGACAGUGCCGACGGCGCGCGGCGCCAGUACGGCUUCAUGCAGCGGCAGUUCACUUCCUUGCUGCAGCCCGGGGUCAACAAAUUCUCCCUCCGCAUGUUCGGCAGCCAGAAAGCAGUGGAAAAGGAACAGGAAAGGGUUAAAACUGCAGGAUUCUGGAUCAUCCAUCCGUACAGCGACUUCAGGUUUUACUGGGACUUAAUCAUGCUUAUCAUGAUGGUUGGAAAUCUUGUAAUAAUACCUGUUGGUAUCACAUUCUUCACAGAACAGACAACCACACCAUGGAUUAUUUUCAACGUAGCAUCGGAUACUGUGUUUCUGCUGGACUUGAUUAUGAACUUUAGAACUGGCACGGUUAAUGAGGAUAGCUCUGAAAUAAUACUAGACCCCAAAGUAAUCAAGAUGAAUUAUUUAAAGAGCUGGUUUGUGGUUGACUUCAUCUCAUCCAUACCAGUGGAUUAUAUCUUUCUUAUUGUAGAGAAAGGAAUGGAUUCAGAAGUCUAUAAGACAGCUAGAGCACUUCGCAUUGUGAGGUUCACAAAAAUCCUGAGUCUGCUACGUUUGCUACGACUUUCAAGAUUAAUAAGAUAUAUCCAUCAGUGGGAAGAGAUUUUCCACAUGACCUACGAUCUAGCCAGUGCUGUGGUGAGAAUCUUCAAUCUCAUUGGAAUGAUGUUGCUUCUUUGCCAUUGGGAUGGUUGCCUUCAGUUCUUGGUCCCAUUGCUUCAAGAUUUCCCAGAAGAUUGCUGGGUGUCCCUAAAUGGUAUGGUUAAUAAUUCCUGGGGGAAGCAGUAUUCCUAUGCACUCUUCAAAGCUAUGAGCCAUAUGCUUUGCAUUGGGUAUGGAGCCAGAGCCCCUGUGAGCAUGUCAGAUCUCUGGAUAACCAUGCUGAGCAUGAUUGUGGGGGCCACCUGUUAUGCCAUGUUCGUUGGGCAUGCCACAGCCCUGAUUCAGUCUUUGGAUUCAUCCCGACGUCAGUAUCAAGAGAAGUACAAACAAGUUGAACAGUACAUGUCCUUUCACAAGCUACCUGCAGAUAUGCGUCAAAAAAUCCAUGAUUAUUAUGAACACCGUUACCAAGGCAAGAUCUUUGAUGAAGACAGCAUUCUUAAUGAACUCAAUGACCCUCUUCGGGAGGAGAUUGUCAACUUUAACUGUCGUAAACUUGUUGCCACCAUGCCUCUGUUCGCCAAUGCUGACCCAAAUUUUGUAACAGCCAUGCUGAGCAAGUUGCGGUUUGAAGUGUUUCAACCUGGAGAUUACAUUAUCCGAGAAGGGGCUGUGGGGAAAAAGAUGUAUUUCAUUCAACAUGGGGUUGCUGGUGUUAUCACUAAAUCCAGUAAAGAGAUGAAGUUGACUGAUGGCUCCUAUUUUGGAGAGAUCUGCCUUUUGACUAAGGGCCGUCGCACUGCUAGCGUGAGAGCAGACACAUAUUGCCGCCUAUAUUCUCUCUCUGUGGACAACUUCAAUGAAGUUUUGGAAGAAUAUCCAAUGAUGAGACGAGCAUUUGAAACAGUGGCCAUUGACAGAUUAGACAGGAUAGGAAAGAAGAAUUCACUUCUACUCCAGAAAUUCCAAAAAGAUCUCAAUACUGGUGUUUUCAACAAUCAGGAGAGUGAAAUUUUGAAACAGAUAGUGAAGUAUGACCGAGAGAUGGUACAGACUGUUGGGCCAACAAAUUUUUCACAAACACCUGCUUUGAAUUCAAGCCCUUCAACUACCACUUCAUCAAUGCAAAUGAGGACACAGACAACACCUGUCUAUGCUAUGACCAACCUCUCCCAUGGGAGCUUGAAUUCAUCAACACCGAGCACACAGACACCUCAACAGGGUGUAGUUUUCUCACCAUGCUCCUACCCUUCUGCGAUCUGUAGUCCAUCAGUACAGAGUCCUUUAGCUGGCCGAACUUUUCAGUAUGCAACGCCUACUACUUCACAGUUGUCACUGCUACAGCAGCAGCAGCUGCUGCAACAACCACAGCAGCUGCAACAACCACAGCAGCUGCAGCAAAUGCCCAGUGGGUCACAGGAGAGUGAUAUCCAUAAGAGUACACAAACUCUUCACAAUGCUAGCCUGACAAGAGAAGUACGGCCCCUGUCAGCCUCACAGCCUUCUUUGCCCCAUGAGGUUUCUACUAUAAUUACCAGACCACAUCCAACAGUGGGAGAAUCUUUAGCUUCCAUUCCACAGCCAGUGUCUGCUCUUCAAAGCACAGGAAUCCAGGGUGGGAGCAAAGGCACAGUCCCCCAGAGAGUGUCCCUCUUCCGACAGAUGUCUUCAGGAGCAAUUCCACCAACACGAGGACCAAUGCCAUCCACAGCUGGGCUACAAAGAGAUACUUCCACAGUCUUAAACACUGAACUAGAGGGAGAUAAACCACGGUUUGCUUCAAACUUGUGAUUCAUGUAGACUGAAUAAAGAAAAAGCAUUGAAACAGACUGAAAUUAUUCGAGGACACCUGUUAGAACUUAAUUUUGCAUAGUUUCCAGCUGUCUACAAUAAAAAAAGAAAAUUGUAGACAAACUUAACCCACAAAAUUGAAUGUACAUUGUAAAGGCAGACAGAAGGAAAAGAUAGAGAGAAAUCCAAAUGGUGUCUCUUGUCUUUGUUUCUUAUAAACAAUUCAGAGUCUAAAAACAGUUGUAAUAUUUAUUUUUAACUUAGUUAAAAAUAUAAAGUUUCCUGAUUUGAAUCUAUAUUUUUUAAGAAAUGACAGUAUUAUGAAUUCCAGGAGCUAAGCCAGAAAAUAAGAACAGCUUGCAUAGAAUACAUGCUAGCUUGGAAUAGCGCCUCUAAAACAGUGCUUUUUAACCUUUCUUAGUCAACUAUAAUUGAAACAUAAUUCCUAUUUUAGAGGUCCAGGUUAUUUUUUUUGGUGCUUUUAUGUUAAGGCUUAGAUUGGAGGGUCAAUGAAAUUUUUACUAUCUACAAAAACUAGUAAGAACAGUAAAUAGUGAAGACUCACUCAUCUUGUUGUAAAUAACUUUUUAGACCCAAGUAAUAAUAACAAAAAAAAAGCUCCUGUGUGAUGUAUCAUUGCAAAGUAUUUAUUUAGAAAUUUAGUUUCAGCUACUCAUGCCAAAAUGUAAACAUUUAAAAAUUUUUACAAGAUAUAAAAUACAAUAUAAUUGUAAUGCAAUAGCUUGCAUUCUAAAAUGCUACUUUUACAUGCAGUGUUUUUAUGCAGAUUUGUAUGUUUGAUCCUGCUAUAUGUAUUUCAGCAACGCUAUUAUCUUUUUCUUCUUUGUCCUGGACACUGUAAGAAAUAUUCCAUGCAUGCUCAGACAUAAUAGAUGGGGAAAGCGGGGGAUAGAACACUAACCAAAAGAUGAACCAGAAAUAUCUUGUGUCCUCAAUGCAACUAAAAGAUUCAGUCAGCAAUAUUAGAAGAAGUGGAGAAAAGGAAUAUUGAUAAAUGUGAAUGUAUGGUUUUCACAAUUCAUUUCCUAUUAUGCUGAUUUUGAAUCUAGAGUUAAAGUUUAGAAGUAUUUUAUUUCAAUUGAUUGAAUUAAUUGUUUUAACAAUGCUUCAAUUAGUCUUUCAUAUGUGUUCUGUGUCCUCACUGUAAUUCUAUAGUUGAUUGUAGCAAUCUUUUUUUUAAAAGAAGUAUAUUAUAGCAUCCUGUUUGUUAGGAAAACACACAUUCCAGUGUAUAAUGUGAUAAUUUGGACAACAACAUACUCUAUUACACCAUAUAGCAUUGAACACAGAAAU